Moneuplotes crassus is the source of this 3070-nucleotide messenger RNA. Lineage: Eukaryota; Ciliophora; Spirotrichea; Euplotida; Euplotidae. The record is from the annotation of a GenBank genome assembly.
AUGAACCUCAGAUUACUAAUGAUUAUGCUAUGAUUAGCUUGUGGAGUCAUCCAAGCCGACAUUUGUCAAGGCCAGCAAGGAAAUGAUACAGUUGAGUCAUUGUCUUAUGAAGGAAGUUUAAGAUAUACUAAAGCCAUUAUUGGAGAUCAAGGAAAUUUGUAUAUUUAUGGGACUAUUUCAGCUACGAAUAAACAUUCUGUUAUUCAAAAACUUGAUUCUUCAGGAAAUAUGGUCUAUGAUAAAAUAACCGAGUUUGAACCAUCUCCUAAGGCAUUUGAAGUGAGUAACAGUGAGACUUUUCUAUAUUCCUUCCUUCAUAUAUCUACAAGUGGAAUGGUGGUGGUUUAUGAUUGAAACACUGGAAAUAUCCAAGCUGCUGUCUUUGUUGGAGUAGCUCCUACGCCAGAUUCUAUAAUUGCGGAAGAUAGUAAUUCCCAAGUAGUUUAUUUUACAAAAGGAGGAUCUAGCGUAUCAAUUUACAGAACAUGUCCAUUACAAUCAUCUCGCGAUUGAUACACUGUUGCAGACUCCUUAACAAUCACAGGAAGUACAGGGUCUAUUGGAAUUUCAAGUUAUGCUAUUGAACCAAACUCUAUUCUCUUAGCGAGCUCAUUAAAUAUACAGCCAUCAUCGAAGUCUUUCAAAUAAAAUAGACUUUGCAGAUUCUAACUUUGAAGUAUGGGCUAAUGAAAUUGUUUGCCCAGAUAGUUUUUGAGGUUCAGAAGCCAUCAGUAUUCUUCCUGAUAGUACUCUGAACCUUUUCUAUAUUAUGAUGCAAUAUAAUUCAAAAAAUUUGUUUUUUAAGCUGUCAGAAACAGAUGGAGCUCUUGUUGGAACAAUGUAUUCUUCUCUUACAACUUCAAUUUGAUCUGGAGAUGUAUCUCUUAAUCGGAUUGGUAAUAAUUUAUAUCUAACCUCUUCGUGAGAUACAACAUACUUCACUAAGUAUGAUUUAGUGGGAGAUACCUUUGUUUCCACUUUCGAGCUCACAGAUUCUUCUAUCAUAGCCAAAAGCUACCUUAUAUCCUCAAAUCACCACACAAUCAUUGGAUAUUGGACUCCUUCAGGAGAAAGUGGCUAUAUCGGUAGUUUUUCAACUGUGGGAGACAUUACGCACCCUCAUUUUAAAAACUCUUCCAGCAUUUUCUCAGCAACUACAAGCUAUCCAAUUACUUCAGCUGCUAUUAACUGUAAGACUAUUUUUUUCUAUCUAAAAUUAAUUUUCAAUAUCUACCAACUGAGUAAAAAUGAUAUAGCUUUGACUAACCCAGGAAUGGGAACAAGCCUUUUUUCGAUUACUACAAAGACUAAACCUUACAAUUAUGAUAGGAUUUUAAUAAGUCAAGAUGCUAUUUCAAAGGAAGGUGUAAAUCCAGGAGACUCUAUUAAUGUGAAUUUAACUUGCACUUUAAGUACUAGUAUUGGAGUAACAUGAAAUCCAUCUGGUAUUGGUGGAGCAUCUCCUCCCUCAUGGGUAAAAAUAGAGUCCUCAACAUUGGUGAAGAUACUUGACAAAAUUGAUACUAAUGAUGCUGAAAAUACGUUCACAAUAGAUUGCUCUUUCGGCUCAUCAAUAUUCCAAACUCCUGCGAACUUAACUAUUAAUCAAACAUGAAGUGUACAAAAUUGUGAGAAAUGUAGCUCUAACUCAUCUUCAAUAUGCCAAACGUGCAAAUCAGGCUACAUUUUGUCAUCAAAAGGAAAAUUUUGAGAAUCGAAAAAUACUCAAGAAGUGUUGAUAGCAUCUCAAGUUCUCUUAGGGGCAGGAUUUAUAUCAAGCGUAUCAUCCCCCCAAGGAGCUUGGAGUAUGAUCAACCAGUUCCAGAUUCUGAUGCUGAUGCCUUUAACAGGCUCAUUUUUUCCCUCAGACGUGAUCAUGUUGCUGACAGGGAUGGAUUUCACCCUGAUCUCUUUUAGCUUCAUACCAAUCCCUCGUAUUCCAGGAAUCAGAGAAUUUCUGGAUCUUUACGAUUUUGAACAGAGGGAUGAGUAUAUCUAUGAAAUGGAUAUAAAAUCAGGAAGCACAUUUGUCAAUACCUUCAACUUAUUAGCAGUUUGAUGAAUUUUCUGUUGAGGACAUCUCUUAAUAGCCGCAUUCAAAUAUAUCUUGGGAAAAGAAAGAAGUUCAAGAUGGUAUUCAAAGCUGAUUAUUUGGGUAUAUGACAUAAUGACUUGCACUUUCUAUGUGAGAAUAUCCAUCGAAGCAUUCUUCUUAUUGGUCGUCUCAAGUUCAAGGGAGGUUUACUUAAUAUCCCAAGUCAGCACUUCUAAAGAAAUACUGUCAUGAAUUUUUAAUUUCCUUUUAAUCAUAAUCUGGAUAUCAUUUUACAUCCUUUGCUUCCACCAAUGGAGAAAGUCCAAGAGUGAGCUAAGGUUUACAAAAAUGUUUUAUUUUAGAGAAUUUUUCUCUGGAGUAAAACCUCACUUCAAAUACAGAGUAUAUUCAACUCUAUUUCUAAGCAAGAGGAUUGUACUGAUAGGACUGGUAAUAUUCAUGGAGAAGCUUCCCAUGAUUGCCAAAGCGAUUCUAUUUGUACUUGUACAGACUGUGUCAUUAGGGAUUAUCGUCUCACUCAGACCCUUUUCUGAUCUAAAAUAACAAUAUUAUUGAAAUAAUCAAUGAAAUUCAUCUUCUCAUAUGCUGAUCUGUCAUGCUGUAUUUUAACAAGGAGAGUCAUUGGAAUACGACAAAAACAGCAAUCUAUAUUUAUGUGCUCCUUUCAGAUAUAAUUAUAGUUUGAUUAAUAUCUUUUGUAUUUCUUGCAAAGAAAUUAUACUUAUUUUUGAAAAAAUGGAGCCAGAGAAAUAAAGUUCAGCCAAAGACAGUCAAGGAAAUAGAAAUGCCAAGAAUAUUGAGAGAAGUCAGAAAUGCUUCUGUAGCCUCAAAAGAACCAUGAUUUAUCAGACAAUCCAAUCCUACACAACAAAGAUCCUUACAAUCAAUGAAUGAAUUAAACAGAGAAUAUCAGAACAAAAAUCCCCAAUCUAAGCUUCAAAUAUCAAACAAAGCAGAGCACCAAUAAAGCCCUAAAACACCUUCCAACCCUCUAACUCUCCUUAUAACCCCUUA